Molecule: messenger RNA, 2580 nt
Organism: Sinocyclocheilus rhinocerous
Lineage: Eukaryota; Metazoa; Chordata; Actinopteri; Cypriniformes; Cyprinidae
Product: metabotropic glutamate receptor 8
Exons: 10
Coding region: 1-2226 (741 amino acids)
Biological process (GO): G protein-coupled receptor signaling pathway
Cellular component (GO): membrane
Molecular function (GO): G protein-coupled receptor activity
Source: RefSeq, a predicted model, not a curated record
AUGAAGAUUCCUCAGAUCAGCUAUGCAUCCACAGCUCCGGAGCUGAGCGAUAACACCCGCUACGACUUUUUUUCCCGCGUCGUUCCGCCGGAUUCCUACCAGGCCCAGGCUAUGCUGGAUAUUGUCACGGCGAUGGGCUGGAACUACGUCUCCACGCUGGCUUCUGAAGGGAACUACGGGGAAAGCGGCGUGGAAGCAUUCGUGCAGAUCUCCAGAGAGAUGGGUGGCGUGUGUAUCGCACAGUCUCUGAAGAUCCCUCGGGAGCCGAGGCCUGGGGAAUUCGACAAGAUCAUCCGCCGCCUCCUGGAGACCCCCCACGCCCGGGCCAUCAUCAUGUUCGCAAACGAGGACGAUAUCAGACGAGUGCUGGAUGCUGCCAAGAGGAGCAACCAGACGGGUCAUUUCCUGUGGGUGGGGUCUGACAGCUGGGGCUCCAAGAUCUCACCGGUCAUUCAGCAGGAGAGAGUGGCAGAAGGAGCCAUUACCAUCCUGCCCAAACGCGCCACGGUGGAGGCGUUCGAUCGCUACUUCCGGAGCCGCUCGCUCUCCAACAACAGAAGAAACGUGUGGUUUGCUGAGUUCUGGGAGGAGAACUUUGGAUGCAAGCUGGGGAUGCAUGGAAAGCGGCCAGGAAGCCUUAAAAAGUGCACUGGUCUGGAGAAGGUGGGCCGUGACUCCAGUUACGAGCAGGAAGGCAAGGUGCAGUUUGUGAUGGAUGCGGUUUAUGCCAUGGCACACGCGCUUCACCGCAUGCACAGGGACUAUUGCUUUGGAUACCCCGGCCUCUGCCCCCGUAUGAGCAAUAUCAACGGAAAAGAGCUGCUGGGAUACGUCCGGCACGUUAAUUUCAAUGGAAGUGCAGGCACUCCGGUGGUCUUCAAUCAGAACGGAGAUGCGCCAGGGCGAUACGACAUCUUCCAGUAUCAGAUUACCAACAAAUCGACAGCUGAGUACAAAGUGAUCGGCCAGUGGACAAACAAACUGCAUCUUAAUGUGGAUGCCAUGCGCUGGCGGACAGGCGACCCUACGCUUCCAGUCUCGGUGUGUAGUGUGCCUUGCCAGAUGGGUGAAAGGAAGAAGAUCGUAAAGGGUGUACCUUGUUGCUGGCAUUGUGAGCGAUGCGAAGGCUACCACUUCCAAGCCAGUGAAUUCAGUUGUGAGUUGUGUCCAUACGAGCAGCGCCCAGACCGUAAUCGCACCGGUUGCAUCCCCAUUCCAAUCAUCAAACUUGAAUGGCACUCUGCUUGGGCAGCCAUACCAGUGUUUGUUGCAGUUCUUGGAAUCCUGGCUACAAGUUUUGUGGUGGUCACUUUCGUCCGCUACAAUGACACACCAAUUGUCCGCGCAUCCGGCCGAGAGAUGAGCUAUGUGCUUCUGACUGGGAUUUUUUUGUGCUACGCCAUCACCUUCUUGAUGAUCGCAACACCAAGUUUGGCCAUCUGCUCUUUCCGAAGGGUGUUCCUGGGUUUGGGCAUGUGCUUCAGCUAUGCUGCUCUCCUAACAAAGACCAACCGCAUCCACCGCAUCUUUGAGCAAGGCAAGAAGUCGGUGGCUGCACCACGCUUCAUCAGCCCUGCUUCUCAGCUGGUCAUCACCUUCAGCCUGAUCUCGGUGCAGCUUCUCGGUGUGUUUGUGUGGUUUGCCGUCGAUCCGCCGCACACAGUGGUGGACUACGGUGAGCAGCGUACAUCCGACCCGGAGAAGGCUCGUGGGGUUCUCAAGUGUGACAUCUCAGACCUGUCACUCAUCUGUUCGCUGGGCUACAGCAUCCUUUUGAUGGUAACAUGCACUGUUUAUGCCAUCAAGACCCGCGGCGUGCCAGAGACCUUCAACGAGGCCAAGCCUAUUGGAUUUACUAUGUACACUACCUGCAUCAUUUGGCUAGCUUUUAUACCUAUCUUCUUUGGCACCGCACAAUCGGCAGAAAGGAUGUACAUCCAGACCACCACCCUCACCAUCUCUCUCAGCCUCAGCGCGUCUGUGUCUCUGGGGAUGCUCUACAUGCCCAAAGUCUACAUCAUCAUCUUCCACCCAGAGCAGAACGUGCCCAAACGCAAGCGCAGCUUCAAAGCAAUCGUCACUGCCGCCACCAUGUCAGGAAAACUCGUACAGAAGGGAAGCGACCGGCCCAACGGGGAAGUGAAGACUGAGCUUUGUGAGAGCAUGGAGACCAACACAUCUUCCACCAAGACGACAUAUGUCAGCUACAGCAAUCAUGCCAUCUGAGGAGGGACACUCUCUGUGGGCGGAGCCAAGGGCGGGGCCCUGUCUGAAGCAGGACGUCUGUCAUGUGACAUGUGCUGACAGGCAAACAGACCUGGAAUGGGCAUCUGAGCAUGAGAUUUUUAUAUCGUUCUGCAUCAAUCUAAAACCUGCAGCAUCCUGGAAGACAAACAGACUUAUGGGACCUUCCAGUGAGACUGCUAUCCUGCGUUCAAGAGCUACCGAUCCUGCCAUGAACACACGUGAACCCGCACACAGGUGCAGGCUUGCAGUCAUACAAAAAAGAACUUUACACAAAUAAUCGUGUAAACAUUUUGCAGAUGGAGAUGUUCACGGUAAACUUUGGAAAUGUGGAUG